Gamsiella multidivaricata is the source of this 3501-nucleotide messenger RNA. RefSeq lists its product as uncharacterized. The transcript is spliced from 3 exons. Gene Ontology annotation, cellular component: eukaryotic translation initiation factor 4F complex. Gene Ontology annotation, biological process: translational initiation. Lineage: Eukaryota; Fungi; Mortierellomycota; Mortierellomycetes; Mortierellales; Mortierellaceae. The record is from RefSeq and is a predicted model, not a curated record. Gene Ontology annotation, molecular function: translation initiation factor activity; RNA 7-methylguanosine cap binding. The coding region runs from base 1 to 3501 and encodes 1166 amino acids.
AUGUCUGCCUCCAACGAACAGGACAGCAGCCCAUCAUCCUUCUCACCCGGCCAGGACUCUACCAGCACUGCUGUACCCAUAUCCGUUUCCAUUGCCGCCGGUGCUCCUUCCACUCCAGCUCCAGCCCCUACCUCUUCUGCUGCUGUUAAGGCUGCCAUGCAGGCAAGGCGCAUGUCGCGCGGUCAAGGCGAGGGUCUGCGACCAGACUUCGUCUUUCCAAAACCACAGCACGUUCAAACGCCGCUUUCCCCACACGCUGUCAAUGGCCACAACCGACUGCAGAUCGAGUCCGACGUGCCCUUCAAGGGUCCAUCCUCAACGGUCUUCACCCUCUGCUCCCCCGACAGCGCCAACCACGACAGCAGCAUUAACAUCGGCAGCGUGAUAGGUAACACAGAUGGACAGAACAAGCGGCUGUCGGUUCCCCUUGCCAAUGGGUCGCUUGCGCCACCAAUAGCCCAGCAGCAGCAUCUCAAGACCCACUAUCGCACCCACAGCCGAAACGGGUCCACGGUCACCGUCCAGGAUCUGAAGCAGGCCAUUGCGGCAGUCUCGACGGAUCUACUGGACCUGCCGCCACUCACGGCCGUUUCCAGCAACAGCGCGAAUACGGAUACCUCUGCAAUAUCAACCGCGGAUACAACAGCAAGAUCUGAAUCGUCUACUGGAGUGACAUCCAAUGAGGCCACAUCAAUGGCCACUGUGCCAGAGGAACAUAGGGGCGAGAAAUCUCCUCGGCAGGGUCUUGUCCUCCAGCUGAACUCCUUAAAGGUGGACACCGCUAAUGCGCCUUUAACCCCGCUCCGGGAGUCCUGCGCUUCGCCUCUUCUCUCCCCUUCUGUUUCUACGCGAUCAAACUCGAUGUUGAACAGGUCUACCAGAGAUCGCUCAAAUGUCGCCGUGCCGCCGUUCUUUGCCUAUUCGAUCCCACAUGAACUCCCUUCGCCCUAUACCUCCCCCCGACUGUUACUCCCAGGUGCGGCUGGCCCCACCUCGUUACCAGCCUCGCCCUUUGCACGCAAGCGUAAACACGCCUACCGUCACACCCCGGUCCUUUAUCCUUCAUCUACCAUCACUGUCAAGUUACCUGGACAGGUUCAGAGCGCUGUUUAUGAUCAUCGACUCCCGGUUGGAAAUGUGGACGAUAUUCAGCUUUAUGAACACGAUCAGGACUCAGUCUCUGAAAUGACAAAGGAAUCUGCAGUUGAAGACACUACGGCAUCUGGGACGCGUACAUCUGUUGUCGACAAGCGCAUAUCCUGGGCUUCGAUGAUAACAAUGGACGAAGAUCAGGCCUCAAAGACACCUCCUGUUGUCGCCACACCCGCAGCAUCACAGCCAUAUCGACCCCCCAACAGGAGAGAUACAGUCGAUGUCAAGACAAGCAGCGGCGCCACUCCUACGAACGGUCAUCGUAAAUCCAUCGGUGCUGACAGCCCACGCCCUCAGCGUCGCCCUUCGCCAACCCAGGACAAGGAAAAUGCAGGAGUGUCACCCGCGUCUGAACCGUCUGAUUCCAAGAUCAUCUCACCAGUUCGCGCUCGAAAGGCUGUGCCACCUCCAUUGAACCUCACCGGAAACAACAACACGGAGGACAACAGCAAACCAGCUGCAGGAUCCCCUACGACACCAACAACGCCCAGCCGUCGCCGCCGAUCCAGAAGUCGAAAGAAUAACGUGGAUAAGAGUCUGGAUGGCACGCAGGCAGAGGAUGUGGACAAAGAUGAAACCGACCAGGCAGAGUCGGCUUCGCAGGGCGAUAAGCAGCAGCAGCAGGAAGGUACGGCCGAUAAAUCCAAGAAGACACGAACUCGGUCCCACUCGCGAUCCAGGUCUAGGUCGCGCAACCGUGCUCAUGCCGACAAUAGCUCGAGCCAAGGAUCCUCUAACGAGUCUGUCCCGCCUGUACCUCAGACGCCCUCUUGGGUGCCAACACACAACAUGACGUUUGCCAGCGCAGGACCUCCCUCCGCCACAGGUACUACUCCUGUAUCCUUGUCUGCGCCCGCACCUGUUGUCGUUCCUGCCAGUCCCGGGGCUUUUUCACACUCGAAUCCAGCAGAUCCUCCAGUGGACCCUGUUGCACCUUCUGUAUCCUCCGCACCCCGCAGUCCGCUUGGCAGCAGCGGCACCGAGUCUGAUUUGAAGCGUCGUGGUCCUCGUCCGGCCCGACUAUUGAGCACGCGUUCCACCAACAACUUACAGACAUUGAGCGAAAGUGGUCCGGCCAUGUUCUCACCCAGGAGUGCACGCGAUGGACCGUCAGACUAUUUCUCGAUGCGACCCCUCCAACACCCACCGCGCACCCCUAUGACUCCUGGCGGAGACUAUGGUGACGACGAGGACGAUUAUUAUGGACGCUUGCAGAUGGUGACAACACCGAUGAUCCAGAACGGAUUCUUCCCGAACUGGGCUAAAGGAGAUGCUCAGUUGGAGGAGCUGGAACGCAUUCGCCAGUUCUUGGCAGCGAGACAGUAUCCCGACGAGAUGCCGCUGUCCGAUGAAUGGACUCUGUUCUUUUCGGACACAUCUCGCGCAAAGGAUAAGUCUGGCGUGCAGGAUGCAUAUUCGAGCGCAAUCACACCGCUGUUCUCAUGUCAUACGGUGCCUCAGUUCGCAACUUCAUGGAAAUAUGUUCGUGAGCGUGUUCGGCCUGCGACUAUGAAGGUGAACCAAAAUCUGCACUGGUUCAAGAAGGGUAUCAAGCCGAUGUGGGAGGACCCCAAGAACAAGUACGGAGGUCGCUUGACACUCUGUCCACCACGUGCUCUGCUGGAUAUCGUCUGGGAGACGGUCUUGAUUCUUAUGGCAGGAGACGUUCUCGACCAUCACGGCGAAGGAACCGGUGCCGUAUUCGCGCGUCGUACAAGAGGAGAUCGCGUGGAAGUAUGGCUGGGCGCGGACGACACGCCCGAGGCACUUGCCCAUAUCCGUGGUGUGUUGUGCCAAGAGCUGGCCGCCAGUGGUGCGGAUGAACUCGUCAAGACUGCAAAGUACAAGAAGCAUUUCGACGGCCGGCGGGAAGAAAAACUGAAGCAGCAGCAAUUGGCCAAGGAAGCCGCCGCCGCCGCAGGAACAUCUGGAGCAAGCACGGCAUCAGCACCAAGCACACCCUCCAUAUCAUCAUCAGGCGCGAAUGGAUUCCAUGGGCUCUCGAGUCCAUUGUUGCCGAUGACACCCAAGCUGAGUGGAGCGAGUGGCAGUAGCAGUGGUAGUCAUCUGAGCGAGUUCCAGUCAUUUGAGGCAUUCACACAGCAUCAGCAACAGCAGCAAUUGCUUCGGGAGCGUGAGCGUGAAAGAGAGCGAGAGUCAUUGAAGGGGCAGGAGAGAAUUAUGCAGCUGGGCAAGGAGCGGUUGGAGAAGGAGAGGGCAGAGAAGGAUCGGCUUAGGGAUGAAAAGGUGCGUGCGAUGGCCGCAGCAGCGAUGGCUGCAUCUGAGGCUAAGCACCAGCAGCAGUUGAGGGAGCAACAAAAGUUACAGCAGCAAAAGCAGCAGCUAUAG